CAAAAGUAUCCUCGUUUUUGAUUUGGUACGUCAAUCUAUCUUGCAUGGAGAUUCCAUCAAUCUUCUUCUACCUUUUGGCUUCCAUUAUCUUCACCUUUCUUCUUCUCUUCAAGCUCUUCUCUUCUCCCUCCGCCAUGAAAUUGCCCCUCCCACCUGGCACUCUUGGCUGGCCCUUCAUCGGAGAAACCUUCCACCUCUACUCUCAAGACCCAAAUCUCUUCUUCACCUCCAAAAUCAAAAAGUAUGGUUCUAUAUUCAAGACCCACAUUUUGGGGUGUCCGUGUGUGAUGAUCUCCAGCCCGGCGGCGGCGAAGAUGGUUCUGGUGACGAAGGCUCAUCUCUUCAAGCCAACUUUUCCGGCGAGCAAGGAGAGAAUGCUGGGGAAACAGGCCAUCUUCUUCCACCAGGGAGACUACCAUGCCAGACUGCGGAAGCUCGUCCUCCGAGCAUUCAUGCCGGAAUCCAUCAAACACUUCGUCCCCGCCGUCGAAUCCAUCGCCACCAACACCCUCCAUUCCUUGCAGGGAAGACAACUCAUCAACACCUUCCAAGAAAUGAAGACUUACACUUUCAAUGUGGCGCUGCUAUCCAUACUCGGAAAGGACGAGGUUGUCUACCGGGAAGAUCUGAAGAGGUGCUACUACAUUCUCGAGAAAGGCUACAACUCCAUGCCGGUGAAUCUUCCGGGAACUCUCUUCCACAAAUCCAUGAAAGCAAGGGCGGAGCUGGCGAAGAUCCUGGCCAAAAUCCUCUGCAUUCGAAGGCAGUCAAACGAAACCCACAAUGACUUGCUGGGAUCUCUCAUGGCGGACGCCGAAGGCCUCUCCGACGACCAGAUUGCCGACAAUAUCAUCGGAGUUAUCUUCGCCGCCCGCGACACCACCGCCAGUGUUCUCACUUGGAUCCUCAAGUUCCUCGCUGAAAACCCCACUGUCCUUGAAGCUGUCACAGUUGAGCAAGAGGCCAUUAUGAGGAGCAAAGAGGGGAAGGUUUUGAGUUGGGAAGAUACAAAGAAGAUGCCAAUUACUACAAGGGUAAUUCAGGAAACACUAAGGGUGGCUUCAAUCUUGUCUUUCACUUUCAGAGAAGCUGUGGAAGAUGUGGAGUUUGAAGGGUAUCUCAUACCAAAAGGGUGGAAAGUGUUGCCUCUGUUUAGAAACAUUCAUCACAGCCCAGAUCAUUUCCCAGAUCCAGAGACAUUUGAUCCUUCCAGAUUUGAGGUUGCUCCAAAACCCAAUACUUUUAUGCCAUUUGGCAAUGGGGCCCAUGCAUGUCCUGGAAAUGAGUUUUCCAAGCUGGAGAUUUUGGUUCUUGUACACCAUCUAACCACAAAGUACAGGUGGUCUAUGGUGGGCCCACAGAAUGGGAUUCAGUAUGGGCCCUUUGCUCUUCCCCAGAAUGGAUUGCCCAUAAAUCUUUAUCUCAAGGAUUCACUCAACUCAUCACAUUAAGAUAUGCUUCAAGAAAAUUUUAUUAUGGGAUUAGUGUAGCAUAGUUAGUCAAAUCCAAAUUUACUGUUGAUAUAAUGUAUCAAAGUCCGCAAGGCAAUGUGUAUUCACAAGUUCCUUUCAAAUAAUGCAAUUACACAAUAUUAACAUCA
Messenger RNA from Ipomoea nil (Japanese morning glory), 1600 nucleotides. Its product is annotated as abscisic acid 8'-hydroxylase 3-like. The record is from RefSeq and is a predicted model, not a curated record. Gene Ontology annotation, biological process: sterol metabolic process; abscisic acid metabolic process. NCBI's taxonomy places the organism in Eukaryota, Viridiplantae, Streptophyta, Magnoliopsida, Solanales, Convolvulaceae. Bases 45 to 1451 code for a protein of 468 amino acids. Gene Ontology annotation, molecular function: iron ion binding; oxidoreductase activity, acting on paired donors, with incorporation or reduction of molecular oxygen, NAD(P)H as one donor, and incorporation of one atom of oxygen; heme binding. The transcript has 8 exons.